GAGUACGUUGUUUCGCAGAGUCUCGUGCAAGUGUAAAAUUUGUUUAAAAAAAUUCUAUUUCUACAAUAGAUUUUUUCUUCAUUUUUUGUUUAGAUACAAUUUGCAGUGCACUUUACCAUUUCAGUUUGAAAUUGUUUUUCGAACAGGUAAAGAUUGGUUUAGCAACGUUGGCUUUUAAUAAAAAAACUUCUAUACAAAAAAAAAAAAACUUUAAAUUAUUAUAAAUUUUGCAAACCAACACAGACUGUUUACGUGUGAAAUAACGAAAUAACGAAAUUAUUUUGUGAAUUUUUAAAAAUUAUUUUGGUGUUAAAUAUAGAGCAGAUACUCUUACGGAUACUAUGCUGAAAUUGUUAAUAGUUUCCUGCAUUUUGGCAACAUUGAACAUUGCCUAUGCGCAGCACAGAGACUACACAACCCCAGUACCGAUAUUAAAACAAAUCGAUCGCCAUAACGAUGAUGGUUCAUACACAUAUGGUUAUGAAGCCGCCGACAAAAGUUUCAAAAUUGAAACAAAAUAUGCUAAUGGCGAAGUCUUUGGCAAAUAUGGUUUCGUAGAUGAUCAGGGUCAAGUACGUGAAAUAGAAUAUGGUGCCAGUAAACGAGGUUUUGAACCAGCCGGAAGUGAUAUUAACGUACCACCUCCAACACUAACCAGUAACAAUCCAUAUCCAUUAGGACCAAACGAAAUUGAUGAUGGCCAAUAUCGUGAAGAUCCCGCCGUUUAUUAUAAAGACCAAAAAUUUAAUCGACCAAUUGCUGCAAGCAAAUUUAGUUUAAAUAAUAAUAAUAACAAUAACUAUUAUCAACAACCAUAUCAACAACCCUCUUAUGCUCCCCCACCACCACCACAGCCACCACGACAAGAAUACAGACCACAAUAUUAUAAUCCACCUCCACCACCACCUCCUCAGCCACGUUAUCAACCACAACCCUAUCAACAAUCGUACCAACAACCCUACCAUCAGCCAAAUUACAAUUCAUAUAAUAAUGGUCCUACAUUCCAUCAUCCCGCCAUUAAGAAUAUUGAUAUUUGGAGUGGUUCAUAUAGUGUGGACUAUACGGGGCGUAAAUAGUCGUAUUGAAAAUUUGUUGGAGGAGUUUAAUAAGCUGUUGUAUAAUAUGAUUUAGUUUAACAAAAAAAAUUAUUUAACAAAUACUAAAGAUAUGUCUUACUUAAGAGACUUCGACUGAUUUGUUAUCAAUGCUUUUGCAAAUAUCAGUCACUAAAUUUUAUGUUUUAUUUUAUUAUAAAUUGUAAUAUGUAUAUAAGUAAAUAUAUAUAAACGAAUACAUAUGUGUAUAUACGAAACUUUUUUAAAUAAAAUGUUGCGUAUUAUUGAUU
Molecule: messenger RNA, 1345 nt
Organism: Teleopsis dalmanni
Lineage: Eukaryota; Metazoa; Arthropoda; Insecta; Diptera; Diopsidae
Product: altered inheritance of mitochondria protein 3-like
Exons: 3
Coding region: 342-1076 (244 amino acids)
Cellular component (GO): chitin-based extracellular matrix
Molecular function (GO): structural constituent of chitin-based larval cuticle
Source: RefSeq, a predicted model, not a curated record